Molecule: messenger RNA, 2196 nt
Organism: Lindgomyces ingoldianus
Lineage: Eukaryota; Fungi; Ascomycota; Dothideomycetes; Pleosporales; Lindgomycetaceae
Product: alkaline phosphatase-like protein
Exons: 2
Coding region: 126-1916 (596 amino acids)
Biological process (GO): dephosphorylation
Cellular component (GO): fungal-type vacuole membrane
Molecular function (GO): alkaline phosphatase activity
Source: RefSeq, a predicted model, not a curated record
CAACCCUCGUUUUUCAACACUCCACACUCCCUUUUCCCGGCUUCUGUCUCUCCUUCCUGAGUUCCUUCUGUUCCCUCUUUUCUCUUCUGAGCCGAGAGCGCGCACGCUCUCAGCAAGUUCUUGCUAUGGCGGGUGAUCGUCCCCUCCUCUCCAACCGCCCGUCUUCCGAAAUGUCCAACGACCGCGACCUCGCCGAAGAAGACGCUCUGCUUACGGGCCAGCCUACAUCCCGUAGCGACUCACGUUCGUGGAAGUUCUGGCGGGAAAUCGGUUUAUUUGUAUGGGCUGUCAUUGCUACGGCAGCCGUGGUAAUCCUCGCCGUCGUGUACCAAAAGAACUCCGAUCCGAAGCACAGCGACCCGACGCCGACCGGCAAGCGGAAUCUGAUAUUUAUGGUCAGCGACGGCAUGGGGCCCACGAGUCUGAGUUUGACACGGAGCUUUACUCAGUUCCAGAAUGGGGUGCCGUGGAGCGAGCAGCUGGUUAUUGACCAGCAUUUGAUCGGGCAGUCGCGGACGCGGUCGACAUCGAGUCUGAUCACCGACUCGGCGGCGGGUGCUACGGCUUUUUCGUGCGCGCUCAAGAGCUACAAUGGCGCUAUUUCUGUGCUGCCGGACCAUGAGCCUUGUGGGACCGUGUUGGAGGCCGCGAAGAAGGCGGGAUAUAUGACGGGCUUGGUGGUGACAACCAGGAUUACCGACGCCACCCCGGCGUGCUUUGCGGCGCAUGUGAACAUGCGUGGAGAGGAGGAUCGCAUUGCUGAGCAGAUGGUGGGAGAUUAUCCGUUGGGUCGGGUGGUGGAUUUGAUGAUGGGCGGUGGACGGUGCCAUUUCCUGCCCAACUCGAGCGCGGAUUCGUGUCGAGAAGAUGAUAAGGAUGUUGUUGCACUGGCGAAGAAAAACGGGUACAAUUACGCCUCAGGCCGCAAGGAGUUCGAUGCACUGAAGGGUGGAAAGGCGAUUACCCUCCCGCUACUAGGCCUCUUCGCAGACACAGAUAUUCCGUACGAGGUCGACCGCCGCAAUGAAAACAACAUCUAUCCGUCGCUCGAUGAGAUGGCGAAGGCUGCGCUUGUCGCUCUUAGUGCCGCGACGAAGGACAGCGAGAAGGGUUUCUUCCUCAUGAUCGAGGGCUCCCGUAUCGACCAUGCAGGCCAUCACAACGACCCCGUAGCUCAAGUCCAUGAGGUCCUGGCCUACGACAAGGCCUUUGCCAGCGUCCUCAAGUUCCUUGAUAACGAUGCGACUGAAGGCGUUAUGGUGAGCACAUCGGAUCACGAAACAGGCGGUUUGGCUACCGCUCGACAACUCCACACCAGCUAUCCUGACUACGUCUGGUACCCGGGUCCUCUAUCCAACGCCUCUCACUCCUCAGAACGCCUAGCCCGGAACUACCAAACCUUCCUCUCCGCCACCCCUGCCCCUUCCACCGCAGAAAUCACUACUUUCGUGAAAGACUCAAUAUCCUCUGGCCUCGGCAUCCAUGACGCCUCAGAUACCGAAAUCUCCUCCCUUGUCUCCUCCCCCCAAACCGCACAAUACCAAUACGCAGACAUGAUAUCCCGCCGCUCCCAAACCGGCUGGUCGACACACGGCCACUCCGGCGCAGAUGUGAACAUCUAUUCGUCCGACUCCCGCGCCACCCUCGCUCUGGCCGGAAACCACGAGAACACCGAGGUCGGCGACUUCCUCCGCGAAUAUUUGGGUGUGGAUGUCGAGGCUGUGACUAGAGAGUUAAAGGAAAAGGGCACAGGACUUAUGGCGCUGGGGAAGGAGGGCAAGGAGGUUGGGUGGAUGGGCCCGCUUCCCAAGGAGGGUGAGAGGUUGGAUGGCCAGGAUCAUUUGGCAACCUAUGGUGGGGAUCAUAGAAAGAGGGGGGUUAUGCAUGGGAGGGAUUGUGGGUGUGGGAUGGAGUGAGAGGAUGAAGAGAAGCCGGGGGAGGGGAGGGAAUCCGGGUGCUUAUUGUGUUAUAGAUUUUUGCGGCUAUGUUGAUACUUCAGUUUCGAGGACACUUCAGUUGCGGGGACACGGCGUUUUUGGAAGUUUCCUGGCCUUCCGAGGAGCGUGCAUGAUACCGGGUUCUCGGUUUGGCUUGGAUUUAUAUAUACUAUUCGGGUGAUUAUUUUGGCCAGUAAUGCACAUGCGAAUUUUGUUCUUUCUACAAUUCAUGUAUUUCUUUCUCCAUAAAUCUUCCCCG